CUUCCAGGAGGAAAUGACUUUGAGCUAAGCUCUGAAGGAAGAGUAGGUAUUGGCCAAGUGAUGGGAGGGGUUUCUGGGCAGAGGAAAUGGCAGGUAACUGUGUCUUGUGUGUCUUGGGAAGAAGGUCGAAGUGGCUGGAGCAUGCGGAUGUGUAAGGGUUGGCAGGGGUGCGUCAGGACGCCAUUCUGAGGGUGGCGGGAGCUGGCGCAUAGGGCCAGGCUCCAUGACGGAACAUCUAGGCUGUUGGGUGAGGGGGCCAAAGGGUCAGGCUGAGGCCCAGGGAGACUGGGGAGUGUACCAGAGGGGAGGGCCCAGCUGGGGAACAGAGGGGUGUGACCCAUUGGCUUCAGUUCUGGGAAAGGGGAAGCUGCCACAGCUUCCUCUUUCUCUGAGGCCUCCAGGCUGCUCCUCUCUGGGGCUCUGCUACCUCCAGCCUCUCUGCAGUCUGGGGCCCUGUCAUGGCGAUGCGGGCUGGCUUUUAUCCAGGGAAUUUCUGGUUCUAAUUGUUGGGGCAUUUUUCUGGAGGGUCGGGGAGGAGGAAACCUUUCUGACCUGAGCCUGUGUGUUAGAGGCCUCCUGCUUCUAGCCUGGGGCUGGGUACUGGGCUUUGUGGUGAAUAAAGCAGACAUCUGUGCCCUCCUGCUGUCUGGCGGGGGUGCAGGCAAGUAAGCAGCCGAGACCAACGACAAACCUGCACAGGGGUGGGGGAGGGGCGGCUGGAAGGAAACCGCGUGACCCACUUUAGGGCAGAUUACCUCACAGGUCUCCUGACAGCUUUCCCAUGGGAGAUAAACAUGCCCAUCUUGCAGAUGAAGAGACUGAGCCCUGAGAAGUGAGGGGCUUAGGUCCUAUAAGGGGUUGGUGGCAGUAGGGACAGGCCCCAGGCUAGGAGACUUGGGGGAAGAGUGGCUUCUGAGCUAACUUCCUUCUCUGCUAAAACCCUUGGGUCUCCUCUUCCCCUGCCCAGUGUGGCUGGGGGGUUCUCUCUCAGGCACAUGGAGCUGGAGAGAGGGCUCCGGGGACCUUCCCUGCCCUCCCUGGGCCUCAGUCUCUCCAUCUCUGACAGCUGUGCUUCAGGAAGCCCUCAGGAGAUGCUGGAACUUCGUGGCCUUCUGGAUAAAGCAGAGUGGCCAGAGAUCACCGCAGGGUCUGAUGAUGAAGCUGAGCGGACUGUGCUGGCCCCUGUCCUGCCUCCUCGUGCUGCUGCCCUGGCCUCUGGCCACUGCAACACCAACAACCCCUUGGCAGUGCCCACCUGGGGAGGAGCCCGAUCUGGACCAGGGUCAGGGCACAUUAUGCAGGUCCUGCCCCUCAGGCACCUUCUCCAUCUCCUGGGGCUCCAGCCCAUGCCAGCCUCAUGACCGCUGCAGCCUUCGAAGGAGGCUGGAGGUCCGGGCUGGCACUGCAACCCAGGAUACACUAUGUGGAGGCUGCCAGCCUGGGUGGAUUGGGCCUCGGGGGGUUCCCCACAUUCCAUGUCAACCAUGUUCCUGGGCAUCUCUGAACACUCCUGGCUGUAAUGAGUGGGGGCGGCGGGCCCGACGUGGCGUGGAGGUGGCAGCGGGGUCCAGUGGCGGUGGUGAGACUCAGCAGCCGGGGAACGGCACGCGGGCUGGUGGCCCUGAGGAGACGGCUGCUCAGUAUGCGGUCAUUGCCAUUGUGCCCAUCUUCUGCCUCAUGGGGCUCCUGGGCAUCCUGGUGUGCAACCUGCUCAAGCGGAAGGGCUAUCACUGCACGGCGCACAAAGAGGUCGGGCCCGGCCCUGGAGGUGGAGGCAGUGGGCUCAACCCUGCCUAUAGGACUGAGGAUGCCAAUGAGGACACCAUUGGGGUCCUGGUGCGUCUGAUCACAGAGAAGAAAGAGAAUGCGGCGGCCCUGGAGGAGCUGCUGAAAGAAUACCACAGCAAACAGCUGGUGCAGACAAGCCACAGGCCUGUGCCCAGGCUGCCGCCGGCCUCCCCCAGUAUGCCACACGUCUGCCCUCAUCGCCACCACCUCCACACCGUGCAGGGCCUAGCUUCACUCUCUGGCCCCUGCUGCUCCCGUUGUAGCCAGAAGAAGUGGCCCGAGGUACUGCUGUCCCCUGAGGCUGCAGCUGCUACUACUCCUGCUCCCAGCCUUCUGUCCAACCCAGCCAGGGCUUCCAAGGCUGGGGCCAAGACAGGACGUCAGGGCGAGAUCACCAUCUUGUCUGUGGGCAGGUUCCGUGUGGCUCGAAUUCCUGAGCAGCGGACGAGUUCAGCAGCAUCUGAGGUGAAGACCAUCACAGAGGCUGGGCCUUCGGGGGGUGAUCUCCCCGACUCCCCACAACCUGGCCUCCUGCCAGAGCAGCAAGCACUGCUGGGAAGUGGUGGGAGCCAUACGAAGUGGUUGAAGCCCCCAGCAGAGAACAAAGCUGAGGAGAACCGCUAUGUGGUCCGGCUAAGUGAGAGCAACCUGGUUAUCUGAGGGGCUGCCUACUCUGAGGACACUCAAACCUGCCUUGGGAGGGUCUGAAGGCUUCCUGGAUGAGGAAGAGCUACAGCUGGGACUGUGAGGACCAAGAAGCGAUGGCCCAGCAGGCAAAACAGCAAAGGCCAAGGCCUGGAGGUGGGACCGUCCGCCCCAGUGAGGAGGCAGGCAGUUGGCGGGCACUGUGUGCAGGAGCAGAUUGAGAGCCUGGCCCCUGACCCUGCUGCCCCAGUUUCUCCCCUGCAGGAUGCCCUAACCCUGUGCCUGCCCUGGCCACAUCCUAGGAGCCGAGAGUUCUCUGUACCACCAGAGGUCUAGGCUUGGCAGAGAGGUGGCGCCUGUACUUGGUGCCCCAGUCCCACACUUUGGUGACUAGCUACCCUGCCCCUGUACCGGGCCCUAGAGCAGAUGUGUUUCUUCCUCCUUUUCUAGCAGGUUCUGUAAAAGGAAGGGGCAAUAUAAAAGCCCUGGGCUGGGAGGCCAAGUUCCUGGGAUCUAAUCCUGGGCACAUCCCUGGUCCCAGUUUAUCUGUGAAAUAGGAGAGAAUCACGCCUCAGUGCCCAGGACCUCUCCAGCUCCUUGGAGGUUCUGGGAUGGGUCCUGUGGAGGGGGUGCUUGACUCUGCCACCUCUCCCAUUAGUAGCUUUAUCUGGCCCAUUUUUGCUGCUUCCGGGGCCUUUGCCUUCAAGGCCCCCAUGGGGCUGCCCAUCCACAGCUCUGCCUACAGAAGAGGUUUACUGCAUGUGCCUGCCCUACUUCGCUGUUUUUAAUGAAACUGAAAAAUGACUUGACCUGGGUGAAGCUGAAGUGCAGAGCCCCAGCCCACCCUGCCACCCCCCAGAUCUCUGGAACUUCAGGGAGAGGACCACUGGCUGGGCUGAAGAGCACUUCUGGCAUCAGUGGUUUCUGUGUCCCUGUGGUGCAGCAUGUCUGCCCCCAGCCCUGGACAGCGCAGGUGACUGCUGGCCCAGCCCUGUCUGUCUCCACUCGGGCUCAGCCACCUCGUUAUUUAUGUGGGGCCGUGCAGGCGCAGGCCCACUGCCUGUCCCCGUUUCUCUUAUUUAUUAAAACUUGCUGUUGUCCUACCUUUGCAUCUCCAUCCCCAUCCACUUGUCGAAGAAUAAAAGGUGGGAAAGUGGUG
Molecule: messenger RNA, 3592 nt
Organism: Marmota monax (woodchuck)
Lineage: Eukaryota; Metazoa; Chordata; Mammalia; Rodentia; Sciuridae
Gene: Relt
Product: RELT TNF receptor
Exons: 11
Coding region: 1153-2448 (431 amino acids)
Biological process (GO): apoptotic process; amelogenesis
Molecular function (GO): protein binding
Source: RefSeq, a predicted model, not a curated record